AUCUACUCCAUGGACUGUUACUUCCGGCAGAAGUGGACCGACCGCAGACUCUCCUUCAACGCUUCCCUGGAAAAGCUCACCAACGUCUCCCUGAACGUCAUCAUGCUGGAGCGUAUCUGGCGCCCGGACACCAUCUUCAUUAACGGCGGGCCGUCUUACGUGCACACCAUCACAACACCAAACAAAUUCUUUAGACUCUCCCAUGACGGCACCAUUCUCUACUCGCAGAGACUGACCAUCAAGGCUAGCUGCCCAAUGCAUCUAGAGAAGUUCCCCAUGGACACACAGCAGUGCCCACUACACAUCGCUAGCUUUGGUUACCCCGUCUCUGACGUCAUUUAUGAAUGGCACUACGGGAAUAAUCUGGCCGCGGUGACAGCCAAUGACAUGCGACUUUCCCAGUUCGACCUCCAGGGUAUGCCAGCUUGUAACAUCACCAGGGCUUUCAAAGGAGGUGAGCACUCAGUUCUAACCAUCUUCUUCGACUUCCGACGCCACACCGGGUACUUCCUGAUACAGGUCUACUUGCCAUGUUGCCUGCUUGUGGUCCUCUCUUGGGUGUCUUUUUGGAUCAACCGGGAGGCAACCGCUGACAGGAUCUCCCUGGGGUCUCUCACGAUGUUGACCAUGACGUUUCUGGUGCUGGACUCCAGGAACGACCUACCUCGGGUCGCCUACUCAACAGCGUUAGACAUCUACGUCCUCAUGUGCUUCUGCUUCAUCUUCGCCUCCAUCAUCCAGUUUGCUGCCGUCCACUUCUACACCAAGUACGGAACUGCGGAUCCUGAGUUGCAGCCAGUUCCCGAGACAGAUGAUGAGGACGACGAUACCGACAGCCACUUCGACUCCGCUGACGUCUCCAACAGCUACCAUCCCAGCCCAGCGGCGGAGACGUUCACGGGCUGUUUACGGAGGAUGUGGAGCUGUCUGAUGAGCACCUCAAACAAGAGAUUCAACAAGAAUGUCAGGAAUGCCCUUGGCUUGAACAGCGUUAGUAAAAUCGACAAGGUGUCCAGAGUUCUCUUCCCUGCAGCCUUCUGUGGACUCAACAUCGUUUAUUGGAUGUCAUAUUUGUAG
Molecule: messenger RNA, 1077 nt
Organism: Candidula unifasciata
Lineage: Eukaryota; Metazoa; Mollusca; Gastropoda; Stylommatophora; Geomitridae
Source: the annotation of a GenBank genome assembly